Tinamus guttatus (white-throated tinamou) is the source of this 1550-nucleotide messenger RNA. It is a transcript of the gene CERKL, whose product is annotated as CERK like autophagy regulator. Gene Ontology annotation, molecular function: lipid kinase activity. Gene Ontology annotation, biological process: phosphorylation; sphingolipid metabolic process. The record is from RefSeq and is a predicted model, not a curated record. NCBI's taxonomy places the organism in Eukaryota, Metazoa, Chordata, Aves, Tinamiformes, Tinamidae.
AUGGCUGGUGGGCCUGUUCUGCUCACCCGGCUCUGCUCCCUGCUCUUGGGGAACAGCUCUUGCGGCUGCGACGUGGUGCUGAGCGCGCGGCGCCUGCGCUGGAGCCCCAUCCUGCCCGAGAGUCCCGCAGGUGAUUCUGUCACAGGUGUACAGGUUAAAGAGGAAAUUAUUGAAAUGAAAGAUAUGUUUGCAGUAAAACUGAAACGUCGUCGUUUUGCUGGACAGAAAAAAGGCGGCACUUUGCUGGGUAUCACAAUUUUUAAAUGCUUGUAUAAAGAAGAAAAUAAGCUGACGGACUGUGCUAUCCAUUUGCAUAACUUCAGUGAAGAUCACUGCCAUGCAUGGUUUAAAUGUCUGAAGGAAAUUUUGAAUGGUUUUCAGAAUAGACCAAAAUCCUUAAAAGUGUUUGUUAAUCCAAGCAGCCACAAAAGAGAAGCCAUGCAUGUUUAUUAUGAACAAGUUGCACCUCUUUUUAAGCUUGCAGACAUCAAAACGGAUGUCACGGUAACUGAAUAUGAAGGCCAUGCUCUUUCAGUACUUAAAGAAUGUGAUCUCCAGGCAUUUGAUGGGGUAGUUUGUGUCGGUGGAGAUGGAUCCGUCAGCGAAGUUGCUCAUGGUCUGCUACUGAAAGCCCAGAUAGAUGCUGGAAAAGACACAGACUACCUACUCAGGCCUGCCAGAGCAUCCCUUCCUCUUGGAGUAAUUCCAGCAGGUACUACUAAUAUUUUGGCCCACACGCUCUAUGGUAUUAAGCACCCAGUGACUGCAACAUUGCACAUUAUAAUGGGACAUGUUCAACCAGUUGAUGUCUGCACUUUUAGUACUCCGAGCAGGCUUUUACGUUUUGGGUUCUCGGCCAUGUUUGGCUUUGGGGCAAGAACUUUGGCUUUGGCUGAGAAGCACCGCUGGAUGCCUUCUAAUCGGCGGAAGGAUUUUGCUUUUAUCAAAACACUGGCAAAUCUCAGGCCAGAAGAAUGUGAGCUAUCAUUUCUACCUCUUCAGAUUUCACAAGAAGAUUCUCAUGAGAAUGACAGAAGGAAGAAAGAGACAAUUAAAAACAAAGGCAGCAAGGAUCAAUGGCACAAGAUCCAGGGUCACUUCCUGAAUGUGAGCAUUAUGGCAAUCCCUUGUCUGUGCUCAAUGGCACCAAGAGGCUUGGCACCUAAUACGAGGCUGAAUAAUGGCAGCAUGGCUCUCAUUAUUGUGCAAAAUACUUCUCGUUCGGAGUUCAUUAAACACCUGAAAAGAUACACAAGUGUAAAAAAUCAGUUCAAUUUUCCCUUUGUUGAGACCUACACAGUUGAAGAAGUAAAAGUAGAGCCAAAAUGUAAAAGCGUGUUUGAUACCAAAGACGAUACGUACGGGAAUGGCACUUCUGCAGAAGGAACUUACCCUUGGAACAUAGAUGGAGACUUGAUGGAAGAAGCAUCUGCUGUUCACAUUCGGCUCCAUCCUCAACUCAUUGAUCUCUAUGGAGUGAACACUGAUGAACUGGAGGGUUCCAAAGCAACCUGUAAUUGUAUAUAGGAGGAAUAUGCAGCCUUUUUGCU